AGCGUCAACACAAAGUAGCGCCGUCUCAAAGCAAAUCGAACGGCAAACACACAUCGCAGUGAAGGUUUCACAACAAUACGACUCAUCAGCAACAUUGAGUUUUCUACAGGAAAAAAGAGCAAUAAGAAUUUUUUUCUGUGAAAAGUAACCAGCGAGUGUGCUGUGCCGCUGACAAGUUUCCACCAAAAACAAUAACAUUGCAACAACAACGGAAAGGCGAGGAAGAGGAAAUAGAAAAAAAAACCUUAUAACGCACCACACACCAUCGAGCAGACACUUGGCUGCUCCAAGAGAGAGAGAGAGCGCAUUUCAUUGUUUGCCUUUGUUUGAUGAGAGAGAGAGCGGGCCUUUGUAUUGUUUAUCGGCUUUGUUAGGUUUGAGUUGAAAUGGACGCAUAACAAAAAGACAGUUGCUUUACGAUAACGAACGUGUUAAGAACGUUUUGGCUUAUAGCGAACGAGUAGUAGAAUCGAAAGAAGAAACAAGAAAACAUAACGGGUCAAGUGUGAAGUGGUAGUAGUGGCGGUGAAGAGAAUUGAAGAAAAAAAUGUGUUUUUUCUAACUCAUUGCAAGUGAAUAAUUGAAGAUCACGAAUUUUAAUUGAGAAAAUUUACACAUAAAACAAACCACUUAAGUUUUGUGUUUGGUGUCAAAAGCCAAAAAAGAAAAACAAAAGCCUAAUUGUGUGGAGAUCAUUUAAAAAAAAGAAUAUUUAAGAAUAUACACAAGCGAGAAAAAGUAAAACCUAAUAAAAACACGUUUACUGUGUGAAGAAGAAGUUUGUUUUUUGUUGGCAGUGUGAAUAAUCAACGACAACAACAAUAACAACAACAUCAAAGUUAGUGGCAGUGUGUCAAUGGCUAAGAAAGCCAACCCAACAAUUCUCACGUGUGCUUGCUGACUUGACUUGAAGCUGAAUUUUGGCAGCCGCUGGAUUGAAAAUAAAUGCUCAACACAUGUUCCACUACAACGGUUCCAUGGUGCCAUAAAUAAAUUUGACAACUAAUUCAAUAACAGCGACUCUAUUCUGGUGCUUUGAUUUCAUGUUGCACCAUAAUCAAAAUAGCCAAACAAAAACAAAAAAAAAACUUGCGCAAUUUAUUUAGUCAAACUAUAGAAAAUUCCAAUUUUUUCGCAUAGAGGCAAGGCAAUCCCCCGCCUGUGAGCGCCUAACAAAAGUUGUUCAAACUUAAAUGCAAAGCAAAUAAAGUGAUUCCUUUUUUUGUACGUGAAAAUCGACGAAACCAAAGCAAAUAACGGCGAGCAACAAAUUGAUUGUUAGUUUAAAAUAAAUAAAUCAAAAACAACAACACUAAAAACAAAGAAAUAAAUCUAUAAAAAGAUUUACCAAAUAACAAAAAUCUAAAGCAACGCCAAAAACAGAGUUGCUGGCAUCACAACAUCGACACCAGCAGCAACAGCCACCAAAUCUACUACACCGUCAUUAUGGGGCCCAUAGGCAAAUUAAAAAUGGGCCGACAUACAGCAGCGACAAUGGCCAGCGCAUUAGCAGCGAUUAUAUUUUUGAAUUUUGUCUUAAUAGCUUCGGCUGUCGAUGAACCUAGACUGGAAAUUUUUCCCUCACAAAAAGUCCAAAGAAAAGCCGUGGGUCAGGCCAUGAUUCUAACCUGUCGCCCUAAUGUUCCUUCACCUAAUCUAGUAGCUGAUUUGCAGUGGAAGGAUAAUUUAAAUAAUACGAUAUUGCCCAAACCGCACCAAAUUUAUCAACCAGUGUAUGAUUCCAAAGGACAUAGAAUACGUGAUAAUAUGGGGCGUAAUCCACCCAUGUUCACGGAGUAUAUGACCGGCACGGAGAGUUUGGCGCUUAUCAUCAACCACCUCAGUGUGGAAAUGGAGGGCAAAUACUAUUGCACAGCAUCCUAUGCGACCAAUGAUAUCCUGGAGACCAGUGUUACGGUUAAAACUUAUGUUGGCAUUACCUGGACAAAUGCUCCGGAAAAUCAAAACCCCAUUCUAGGUGAGGACUAUGUGGUAAGAUGUGAGGUAAAGGCUGAUCCUAAUCCCACAAUUGAUUGGUUAAGAGAUGGUGAUCAGAUACGCUCGAGCGAAAAAUAUGUAGUGCAGACCCAUGGUCUUUUGAUACGCAAUGUCCAGGAAUCUGAUGAUGGCAUCUACACUUGUCGUGCCGCUGUUGUGGAAACCGGUGAAUUGGUGGAACGCACCAUUCGCGUUGAAGUCUACAGCCGUCCAGUGAUAACCUAUUUGCCCACAACUUUGGAGGCCACUGAAGGUAAACCAUUCUCGGCCAAUUGCACGGCCACAGGUAAACCCGUACCGGAAAUUUUCUGGAUUAAGGAUGCCAACCAUCAAAAUGUUGCCACCGCCGACCGCUUCCUGGUGAACCCUUUGACUGGUGUCUUGAAUAUUAACUCAGUGACCCAAGAUGACUACGGCACAUAUACAUGCAUAGCCAAGAAUGAUGCUGGCGUGGCGGAUCAAAAGACAAAGCUGAAUGUUUUGAUUACUCCCUCGAUUUACUAUUUGUACAAUGUAACCGGUGUGAGCGAGAAAGAGGUGGCCCUUACCUGUCGGGCCAAGGGUCGUCCCGCCCCUGCAAUUACUUUCCGCCGUUGGGGCUCUGAGGAUGAGUUUACAGCCGGUGCUCAAGUCGAUGAUGAACGCAUCAUUUUGGAACAACACUUUGACGAUGAUAAAGGUGAAAGCAGUGGCACUUUGAGAAUAUCCAAAGCCAUGCGCUCAGACGAUGGUCUGUAUCAGUGUCUUGCGCGCAACACCGGAGGCACCGCCUAUAGUACCGGUCACAUUGAGGUUCAGUUCCGUCCAGAUUUCACACACAUGAAGGACUUGCCGCCAGUAUUCAGCUGGGAGGAGCGCAAGGUGAAUCUCAGCUGUUUGGCCAUGAGCAUACCCAAUGCCACCAUUGAAUGGCGCUGGAAUGGCAAGCCCAUCAAGGAUAUACACGACAAGAACUUGGAAAUUGUAGGCACCGGUCCUCGCAGCGAUUUAAUAGUCCAUCCGGUAGCUCGCCAGUAUUAUUCCGUCUACAAAUGUAUUGCCACCAAUAUUCAUGGCACCAGCGAACAUGAUAUGCAGUUGAAGGAGGCCCGUGUACCCGAACCCGUUCCUGCGGCACAACCCAAACAGCUGACAGCGACAAGUGUUACAUUCGAAAUACGCAGUCCCCCCACAGAGUUUGGCCUACCCAUUACAGCGUUUACAGUGCAAUACAAAGAAGCCAUUAACCCUGAUUGGUCAACAGCGUUAAAUCGAAGUUGGUCACCCGAUUCCCCCUACAUUGUUGAGGGACUAAAACCUCAGACCAUGUACCAUUUCCGCUUUGCUGCCCGCAACCAGGUGGGAUUGGGUCUGUGGGGCGUGAAUACCCAGCAAUCAACACCUAAGCGUUCGGCACCCGAAGAACCUAAGCCCUUGCAUUCGCCCGUGCAAAAUGAUAUUGAGGAACCCGUGGUGGUCUCACCCUACUCCGAUCACUUUGAACUGAGAUGGAGUGUGCCCGCAGACAAUGGAGAACCCAUUGAUUUCUAUCAAGUCAAAUAUUGUCCGGGCGUCAAAAUUUCCGGCACUUGGCAUGAACUGGAAAACGAAUGUCAAUCCGUAGAGGUAGCCGAAAGCACAUCCUACGAGAUGACACACUUGGCUGGCAACACCUAUUACCGCAUUGAAUUGCGUGCCCACAACAUCAUCGGCUUCUCGUCGCCCGCGUCCGUCAUUAUGAAAACAACACGAGGCAUCGAUGUAAUACAAAUGGCUGAAAGACAAGUGCUUUCCUCGGCCUCAAUUGUUGGCAUUGCUGUGGGAGGCGUUUUGCUGUUGCUCUUCAUUAUUGAUUUGUUGUGCUGUGUAACCAUCAAUAUGGGCGUUAUGGCCAGCAUGUGUCGGCGCACUAAGAGAUCGCCUUCGGAAAUCGAUGAAGAAGCCAAAUUGGGAAGUGGCCAGCUGGUUAAGGAGCCCCCACCAUCACCGUUACCUUUACCGCCACCAGUCAAAUUAGGUGGAUCCCCCAUGAUAUCACCAUCAGAUGAAAAACAGCCUUUGCAAACACCAACGGAAAGUAUGAAACAAAAUUCAACCAUUGAAUUUGAUGGUAAAUUUGUACAUUCACGAAGUGGUGAAAUUAUUGGUAAAAAUUCAGCAGUAUAAACGAUACGUGUUGGGUUUAAGCGGACCUAAGCCUAAAUGAUAGAUGCAUGCGUCUGCUCAUGCAUACCAACCAAGAUGACAAACUGGAGAUUAGUUCUGGGAUUUUGCCCGGAAGCCGAUUGGGAAUAAAUAUGCUUCAUUAUUACAUACAAAAAUACAUACUUUCUCUCUAUCUAUAAAAACAAAAACAUAACAGAAAUCAUGUACAAUUAAGUUAUAUAUAACGACUAUAUUGUUUCCAUAGUAUAAAACCAUAAUUUUAUUAACGCAUGAUAGUCAUAUGACAUUUUUCCACCAUAAGUUUAAACAAAUUUAAGUGUUUUUGUGCAAGCAAGCUAAUGGUGUAAAGAUGGCAUAGUGAUAUGACAACAAUCAGGUUCGACAUUUAAUUAAGUUUUUUUUUUAUUUUUAGUCAUUUCACAAAACAUAUGCCUCAUUAGUUAAAAUAUUAUCAUUUAUAGUAUUAUGCAGAAGACAGAAACCAUAACAUCAUCAACAAUUAUUCAUUCAUUCAUUUAUUGCCUUAAUUAAGAUGAGUUCUUGCAUAUAAGUAGACUUAAUUUGUGCGAUAAGUUUUAAGGAAGAAAUUGCAUCAUAUUUGAAUAGCAUGCAUACAUGAAAAUAAUUAAACGCCAUUUAUUCAUAAUUUUAAUGCCAUUUUUAAUCAUUUGAUUUUGUACAGAUAAAACUUAGGGGUGCAAUUUUUGCAACAAUCAUGCGGUGUUUUAAUAUUUUCUUUUUUUUAUGAAAUUUCCCUCUGAUUAUAAACGACCUAUUAAAAAUAUUUUUUCACUAAUAUUGAGUACUAAAUAAUCGUGUUUAAAGUUUUGGUAAAAUCUUUAAUAAGGCAGCAAAACACAUUUAAACUCAUUUACAGUUUACCAUGAAAAUUAAUUUCAAUAGUGUAAUUGAAAGAUUUAAAUCUAAUUCAUUCAAUACAGCAUAGUGAUGAAUAACUGAAGUUUAAGUUAUUAAAACUUAAGUUAAUGAAAUCUUCAUUUUGUUGAAAGCCCGUUAUUUUAACCUUCAUAUAUAUUUUCACCUUAUGAUUUCCUGAGAAAUUAAGCACUCCAACCCAAGCAUUUCUAGUUGAAUUUGGAGUAUUUAAGAAAGUGUAACACUGAAAACAUUUCAAACUUUGAAUAUUUUGAAUUUCUUUAUUAUUAGUGAACAAUCAAAAAAAUUUUGGUUUUGUUUUUGCCCAAUAACUUACGAUUCUACUCCACUGCAAGCGAGUCAAAUGUGUUUAGAAUGGCACCACCUAAAACAUCUAGAUUUAUUUCAUUUAUUUGCUCUAUUAUGAGUGAUUUAAAUUUUUGGUUUAGAAAAAAUUUCAUAUUUAUUGGUACUUAAUUAACUCAAAAAAGUUUCAUGUAUUGACAAGACUUAUUUAUCGGCUCCCAGUUUCUUUUUGUUUUGUAUUAAGAAAAUUAUUCAUUAAAUACAUAAUAAUUAUACUUUAUAGUUACUCUAAGUGUAAAUUGUGGCUUAUGUGAAUAAAAUUUCAGCUAUUAAGAGAGAAAGGAAUAAAUAAAUUCCAUAUAUAUACAUUCAUCAGUUCAUACAUAGAGACAUACAUAUAAAUAUAUAUUAUAUUUAAUAAAUCAAACGAUUCAUGACAACAAAUGAACAAAUAACAAAAUGCUCAAUAAAAAUACUUAAAAUUUAUAUACAGACCCACAUAUUUAAGAAAACAAAAGAUAAGCGAUGUAUGCGUUUUAAAUAAUUUUUUUGUUUUAAUGUUUCAUUAAGGUUUGAAACCAAUACGAAGGAAUGCAUUGGAUUUGUCUCCUUUGGUAUUUGUCUCCUUUAGGGUUUUAUACCUCGAUGAAAAUAAUGAUGCAUUUAUAAUUAAAAAAAAAAUCUUGAGAUGCAAUGUUCUAAAAAAACCAAAGAAAUUUUAGAAAUAGGGAAUAAGGAAAAUGUCAAGCUCUUAUUUUACAUAAACAAAAUUCAAAAAGGUGACCUAAUUCUAUCGCCUUCUAAUUAAAAUAUAAUUUUCCUUAAUACAUUAGCAGUAAUUUUACAAUUCUCCUGGAUUUUGUACUGAUUGCAUCUCUGGAUUUUUCCCUGUGUUUGUAUAAUCUGACUUUUAUUUUUUGUGCUAACUUGUAAAAAUAUCUACACAAUAAGUUACCGUAAGGCAAAUCCUUACACAUAGGUUAAAUUUAACAUAAGUAAAUGUAUUUAUUAGUUCUAAGAUUUACAAUAAACAACAACAAUUUCCACCAUUAACUAUAAAUAUACAAAAAACGUACAUAAAAAUCUACAAAAAACAAUAAAACAUAAAAAAUUCCUUAAAAAUAUGAAGAAAAAAAAACAACAUUGAAUAUUUAUUUUGCAUUUCAUUCAGCGUUUAUCCCUAUUUUUUAUUAAUAAAGUUUAUAUUAUGUUGUCUUUUAUUAAGUUUGCCCCGAACCAAAAAAAAAACAAAACCCAGAAGACAAGCGCCUUUUAAGAGCUUCUUAAAAUCAAAUGUACUUAUAUGUAAAGCUAUUUAGCAAAAUGAUAAAAAUCACAACAGAAAACAAUCUAUAAAAUGAACGUUUGAACGUUAAGGAUACAUUUUUGUACAAAAAAAUUAUAUAAAUAUACGUUUGGGCCAUUAUCAUCAUAAUAUACCUAAAUUCGCUUACAUUACCAAAAUAAAAAGAGUCGUAAAUUUAAAAACGGAACAUAAUAAAGGCGAAUUUCAAUACAGACACCUUAAUUCAAAAAAAAAAAAAAAACACAAGAAAAACUUUAUUUAUACCUAUAUACACCCAACGUUACAACAUGGUCACCAAAAAAGAGAUACAAACGCAUUUAAUUUUUUAUAAGUUCUUCAUAAGUUUAAAACUGAAUACAAAGGGCUAGAAGUGAAAACGGAUGUAGCUUUUCUAUCUCAACAUAAGAUGUAUAUUGUGCUUCUUUUUCCUGAGAAAAUAACACAAUAAAUAAAUAACUCCCGAAUACAUAAC
Molecule: messenger RNA, 7103 nt
Organism: Stomoxys calcitrans (stable fly)
Lineage: Eukaryota; Metazoa; Arthropoda; Insecta; Diptera; Muscidae
Gene: Fas2
Product: fasciclin-2
Exons: 11
Coding region: 1447-4143 (898 amino acids)
Biological process (GO): axon guidance; cell-cell adhesion
Cellular component (GO): cell-cell junction; axon; plasma membrane
Molecular function (GO): cell adhesion molecule binding
Source: RefSeq, a predicted model, not a curated record